AAAGGAGCGGAAUUGUCAUCAAAUCAAGUCACCCUGACAAAACGUCAUUGCUUAGUUUUCGUCCACCAUUCAGUUUAGGCGUCCUAAGCGUCGUAGAAAGUAAAUAAUUCAGCCAUGUAUCAACAAUAUAUGAGUCGGGCACAGGCGUCCCUCUCAGAUUUAUCCUCGGACGAACUGAAGGAGCUGUUGAACGACGAUGAAAAGCUAGAAAGCCGCGUGAAUGAAGUCAUCGGUCCCCUGGACACUGAAAAAGAAACAAUUCUCAGCGAAAAUAGGAGCUUAGCAGAAAUGAAUCUGGCGAAAGAGCCGAAACUGCUCGAGCUCAAAGGAAUAAUAAGUGAAUUGUCGGAGGAAGGCAAGACUCUGUGCUCUUCGGUGCAAGAAAAAUUGACGGAAAUUAAGUCAAAAUCAGGCAAUUUAAAUCAGGACACAGCUCUUGCGAAGUUAGAAGUGGCUGCGAUGGAAAGUGAAGAAGAAUCAGAGAAAUUUGUAAAAGGCUUCUUGGAAAAUGAAGUUUCACUGGAGUCAUUUUUAGAUCAAUUUAUGGUAUCGAGAAAAACAAUGCAUCUCAGAAAAUUGAAAGUUGAAAAAAUGAAGGAAAUUAUGCGAAAUCCAAGAAGUUCAUAUACAGGUGGAUUCUUCCCGGCAAAUUCAAUCGGUGCCCCGUAUUCCAUCACUACCGGUGGUGUACCGUAUCCGUUGGGGCCUAUGCCAAUGCCAAUGCCAGGAAUUCCUAGGCCUUUUUGAUUUGGAACUCUUAUAAUAGUUUUCCUCGCAUAUAAAGAGGAAGCCAAUCACCCAUAAGCUUUUGCAUUUUAUUUUUAAGAGAAAAUAUAAUAAAUUAGGAUUGUAAUAUAAUGAACAAUAAAAACCCACUGUUUGAUUUAUUCA
Hermetia illucens (black soldier fly) is the source of this 891-nucleotide messenger RNA. It is a transcript of the gene Vps37B, whose product is annotated as vacuolar protein sorting-associated protein 37C. The transcript has 3 exons. Gene Ontology annotation, cellular component: ESCRT I complex. Gene Ontology annotation, biological process: ubiquitin-dependent protein catabolic process via the multivesicular body sorting pathway; protein targeting to membrane; protein targeting to vacuole. Bases 115 to 747 code for a protein of 210 amino acids. The record is from RefSeq and is a predicted model, not a curated record. Lineage: Eukaryota; Metazoa; Arthropoda; Insecta; Diptera; Stratiomyidae.